CAGGCAGCCAGCCAACUACAGUAUCAAAACAAAUCCCUCAGCUCUACUACCAAGUUGGAGUGAGCCUGGUGGCAAGGGUGUGAGGAGAGAAAAAUCGAUUGACUGAGGUUUGGUUGAAGAAAAUUAUUAGGUCCCUGGUGAAAGGUACGGAUAAACACGACAGGUGGAUGGAUUUCUCAGUGAAGCACCUACUCCUUACUCCAGUGUGAUAUGACAUCACUGAGUGGUUACCACAGAAACCAGGGCUCCACUGCAGACGGUUGCCAGACAGUCAAGUGUUUUUCCACAGGGAUGGCUGCACAAGUGGAGGUGCAGACUGGGGAGGUGGAAAGGAUUGGUGUAGGGGGACGACUGCACCUCAGCCCUCUGUCUGACUCCAGUAACAAGCGCCUCACGGAGGGUCCCUCCAACACCCAGGCCUCCCUCAUCAUCACUCCAGAGCCUAGUAAGCCUGUCCCUGCACCCAAACCACGGCUCACUCCCAGACCUUUCGCUGUGGAGAAAACCCCCACCAUCCGGCCCAUACUUGCGCCUAAGCCUAAUACCAACCCCCGACCAGUGCCCACUCACCCUACUUCUUACAAACCUGACUCACCCAGCACCCCAAAACCUCAGCAGCCGAAUGUCACCAGCAAACACAGGCCAGUGCCGAUCAACCCCAGCUGUCCUGCUCCUAACUCCUACAAACCCUCUCAUAAGUUGAGCAUGGGACAAACCACGAAGCCUGUAGCCCAGCCCUUCAAACCCGCCCCUCUUCUAACCCUUGGGGACCCCAGCAAACCAACUCCCUCCCAACCGGUCCGGCGUCAGAAGCCAGCUGCGGCAGGCUUGUUCCACUCACGAGGCCCUAAGAAACCGCCUUCAGCAGAAUGGUCCGGAUCCACCAAACCGGAGAAGGAAAGGAACAAAACAGCAUCCAGUAUCAGAGCUGGGGCAGCCUCUAUGACCAGAGCCAAGUCUAUGGGCUUCCUCAGUCAGAUAGGGCAAGAUGAGGAGGAAAGGAAGGGGGAUGAAGGGCCCAAGGUCACAGUUCAACUCCGAUCCCAGUCUAGAGCCUCCAGGCCCAGACCUGUGUCGGCCAUCUUCCUGCCCUCUCCCACUCAGGCUGAGUCGCCCACCCCAGCUGCUCGCUGGGCAGUGAGACGUCCCCUCUCAGCCGACCUCACCUCCAAGUUUGAGUCCAUUGGCCUGUCACUGCACCACGGCCGACCUGCCAAGACCGACAGCAAGGAAAACACUCCAGUGGAACCGYUACGGAGGACAGAGAAGGAGAAGGGAGCAGAGGGGACCAAUGUUACACCAYCGGCCCCAGACAGCAAGCCCUCAGCCCUCGUAUUAGGGAGAGAGAAGAAAACAGAGGAAGAAGAGGAGGAGGAUGAUGGAAAGGGUGGAGGCAGCAUUAAGAGACGGAUCAGUCUCUUGCUUGAUUCCUCCUCUUCUUUCUCUCCUGUGGUUCCUCUCCGUGUUGCUGCCCAAAGACCAGGGUCUAACUCUCCAGUACAGCCAAUCCAAGAGGCAGAUGUAACAUUGGGUGGUGUUAAACAGCGAAUCAGGAAGCUUACUGAAGAUACUGUUACACCACCAGCCCAGACCCCUGCUGUUAKACCACAGUUCAAGUCCCGCCCACUGCCCCCUGACCUGACCAAAAGGCUUGGCUCUGAGAGGACCACAGACCUCGGCAGUCCCUCCUCCAGUGAGGCGACAGACCGCCAUGAGAGUGACACUGAUCCUCAAAGGAGGGUGGAGGACUCCGUUUACAGCUUCAGUGACCAAAAAAAGGUGGAUGAGGACAUCAGAGGAAUAMAAGAGCAGCCCACCCAGACCACCUCUGACCUCUCAGCAGUACUGACUGAGGCAGGGCGACGGAUGGAGAGCUGCCCCAGCAGUGGGGCGCAGACAGUGCGAGCAGCCCUGUUUGAGAAYGUGGUGGAGAGACACAGUGUGCUGCUGAUGGAGGAGGACAGGGCACAGAGUGCCACAAAGGGCUGUCCCAAGAGAAGUGUGUCCCUCAAACUUGGGGAUGGGGAGAACGACGGCAGCCUGGUCACCGCCACCUACCACAAGCCUGUGUCUCCCUCCAGCCCACAUCUUGUAGAGCACUUGUUUGACACUGUGCAGGCGGUGGGAGAGAGGAGAGCCGUUAGUGAGAGUGUCCCUUUGGCUCAGCUGGAGGACAAAGCCAUGACCCUCCGUUCCAGGCGUUCUGAGGGGAAUCGGUCAGCCAGGGCUGAGCCAGUGGAGGAGAGACAUGCUCAGGUCCAAGGAGUCCUCAGUUUGGCUCAAAGGAGAGCACCAGCCUCCCAACAGGAACAGGGACCACGCUACCUGAGGGUUGGAGUUCUGCAGAAGUGGAAUACCACUGAGAUGGAUAGGGAGGCAGAGGUAGARAAAGKRAGGCAAAGGGAAAAGGAGAAGGAGAGAAAGGAGAAAGAGAGGCAGAGGGAAGCGGAGAGGAGGAUGCAAAUGGAUGUAGACAAGGAGAAGCCGAGAGAACAGGAGAGGGAGAGAGAGGAAGUGGCAGCACCGAAGCGGUUGAAAAUGCUGGAGCCAGAUGAGCAGCCACCCAAGCCCAGGGCCACCUACUUUGCUCUGACUGGUCAGAUCCAGGAAGCCGUAUCCUAUGGGGACGAGGAAACCGAGAGAGGGGACGUGGAAGUUCCCUUUGACGAUUUCUCUAUGAAGUCUGGACAAUGGGGCUCUCAAGGGAAGGUCUUACAAGUACGAAGGAACCCCUCUCUAGAUGAAGCUUUUGGAAAAAGCUCCCACGGUCAAGAAGAAGAACUGAUGGAGCGGAAUCAAACACAGGAAAGGGAGAGAGGAACGGCAUGGGACAGACGGACAUGGAGGGAGGAGCUGGAAAUAGAAAAACAAAAACAAGUAGACCUUGAGAAAGUAAGAGAAUUGGAGAGGGAGAAAGAACGGCAGAGGGAGAGCAAGGAGUUUGAGAGGGAGAAACAGACAUGGCUGGACAUGGAGAGACAGAAACCGUUAGAAUAUGCAAGAAAGAGAGAGCUAAAGCUAAAAGAAUUAGAAAGAGAGAAACACAACGAGUUGGAGAACGAGAGACUGAGCGAGAGACAAAGAGAGCUGGAAAGACAGCGAUGGCAAGAGCUGCAGAGGGAGAGACAGAUAGAGUUGGAGAGACAGAGAGAGUUUGAAAAGGAGAGGCAGAGACAGUUAGACUUAGAGAGGCAGAAAGAGAGACAGAAAGAGUUUGAAAAGGAGAGCAGAGACAGUUAG
Salvelinus sp. IW2-2015 is the source of this 3240-nucleotide messenger RNA. Its product is annotated as inner centromere protein. Lineage: Eukaryota; Metazoa; Chordata; Actinopteri; Salmoniformes; Salmonidae. The record is from RefSeq and is a predicted model, not a curated record.